This is a messenger RNA of Lindgomyces ingoldianus, 483 nucleotides long. RefSeq lists its product as uncharacterized. Lineage: Eukaryota; Fungi; Ascomycota; Dothideomycetes; Pleosporales; Lindgomycetaceae. The transcript has a single exon. The record is from RefSeq and is a predicted model, not a curated record. Bases 1 to 483 code for a protein of 160 amino acids.
AUGGCGAGCGGGCAACCAGGAGCCAAACGCGAGAGAGACGCUGGAGAUCGCUGCGACUGGCGGCUGCAGAGUAUCGAAGUGGAGAGCGGCUUGGAUGGGGUCGGUGAGUGCUUUUGGGAGGAGGAGAGGCGAGCGAGAUGGGACAGGCCCUCAAAGCGUUUCACCUCAAGGGGACGGGGUCGCGAACCAUUGGCCAGCCCGGCAGGUGGGCCGGGGAUAUUUGGACCACGGGCACCAACAGGAUUAAAAUGGCAGCACGUCAGCCGUGGCUUGCGCGCAGCACUUGACCAGCUACGACACAGCGCGCCCUGGAUCCUUUGUUGGCUGCUGGUUGACAAGCAGAGACAAGCAGAGACAGACGCGGCGGAGACGAGGCAGAGCAGCAAGAAGCCAGCAACACCUCUGCAUCUCGUCUGGCGGGAGACGCCGGCUAAACGGUGGCCGCAUAUCCUCAAUCAACAGAAGAGUGCAACGUCUUUGUGA